Cololabis saira (Pacific saury) is the source of this 6576-nucleotide messenger RNA. RefSeq names its product SLIT-ROBO Rho GTPase activating protein 2 (gene srgap2). Gene Ontology annotation, cellular component: cytoplasm. The transcript has 23 exons. Gene Ontology annotation, molecular function: protein binding. Gene Ontology annotation, biological process: signal transduction; negative regulation of cell migration. The coding region runs from base 461 to 3871 and encodes 1136 amino acids. Lineage: Eukaryota; Metazoa; Chordata; Actinopteri; Beloniformes; Belonidae. The record is from RefSeq and is a predicted model, not a curated record.
UCCUCUCUCACUUCGGGAGGGAACACUUCAGCUCGGGCAGGCGGCCGGGUCGCAGCGUUACACAAACUCUCCAAGAGACUUGCUAUCAAAAGAAGAAGAAGAGAAAAAAAAAAAACAUUGGAAGGGCCAGCGUAGGAGUUAUAAGUGUUUGCUUCUAAAAAAGGGGAAUGAAUCUCUUUUCACUUGAAGUUGUUUGCACCAUAACCGGUUUUGAGGAGGAGGCGGCGAGGCGCGGAUCAGCAGCAGCAGCAGCAGCAGCAGCAGCAGCUAAACUCCCAAUGCGCCCCGAGUAGAGCACCGGAGACAAUACACACCCACGGUCCUCCCCUGGACCCUCUCUAUCCCCCCCAAAACCGGCUCCGGGGUGGCCUUCAUUUCACCCGUCACCGAUUUACCACAUAGUUGAAAGAAAAUUGACUUCACAGCGAAGAGCAAGUGGUUUUGAUCUCCAAACUCAGCCAUGACGUCUCCAGCGAAAUUCCGAAAGGACAAGGAGAUCGUGGCCGAAUAUGAAACUCAAGUUAAAGAGAUCCGUGCCCAGUUGGUGGAGCAGCUCAAGUGUCUGGACCAGCAGUGCGAGCUGAGGGUGCAGCUGCUUCAGGACCUGCAGGACUUCUUCAGGAAGAAGGCUGAAAUUGAGAUGGACUACAGCCGUAACCUGGAGAAGCUGACCGAGAGGUUCCUCACGAAGACGCGCAGCACCAAGGACCAUCUACUCAAGAAGGAGCAGAGCAUUUUAUCCCCGGUGAACUGCUGGAACCUGCUGCUGCUCCAGGUGAAGAGGGAGAGCCGUGACCACGCCACUCUGUCCGACCUCUACCUCAACAACAUCAUUCCUCGGUUUGCACAGAUCAGCGAGGACUCGGGACGCCUCUUCAAGAAGAGCAAAGAGAUCGGAGUGCAGCUGCAGGAGGACCUCAUGAAAGUUCUUAAUGAGCUUUACACGGUGAUGAAGACGUACCACAUGUACAACACUGACAGCAUGAACGCCGAGUCCAAGCUGAAGGACGCAGAGAAGCAGGAGGAGAAGCAGAUGGGCCGCUCCAGCCGGCAGGAAGACCGCCAGACGCCGCGCUCCCCCGACACCCUGGCCAGCAUCAAGACGGACGAGAAGCCUGUUCGGCGCUCCAGUGUGAAAAAAAUCGAGAAGAUGAAGGAGAAGAGGCAAGCCAAGUACACGGAGAACAAACUGAAGGCCAUCAAAGCCAGGAAUGAGUACCUGCUGGCGCUCGAGGCCACCAAUGGCUGCGUCUUUAAAUACUACAUCCACGACCUCUCCGACAUCAUAGACUGCUGUGACCUGGGCUACCACGCCAGCCUGCACCGGGCCCUCAGGACCUACUUAUCUGCAGAGCUUAACGUGGAGUCGUCUAAACACACCAGCCUGGAGACGCUGGAGGGAGCGGCGGAGAGUCUGGAGCCCAACGGGGACAAACAGAAGCUGAUGGAGACCUACAACAACGUCUUCUGCCCACCGGCUCGCUUCGACUUCCAGUCCCACAUGGGCGACACGAUGGGAAUGAUGUGCGCACAACAACCGCUGGAUACUGAACUGCUGCAGAGGUGUCAGCAGCUGCAGCUACGCCUCUCCACUCUUAAGAUCGAGAACGAAGAGGUGAAGAAGACCAUGGAGGCCACUCUGUCCACCAUCCAGGACAUGGUGACGGUGGAGGACUACGACGUGUCCGAGUGCUUCCACCACAGCAACAGCAUGGAGUCCGUAAAGUCCACCUUCAGUGAAUCCUAUCUGAGCAAACCCAGUCUGGCCAAAAGGCGCGCCAAUCAGCAGGAGACCGAGCAGUUUUACUUCACGAAGCAGAAGGAGUAUCUGGAAGGGCGGAGCCUAAUCACCAAGCUGGAGGCCAAGUUUGACCUCAUUGAGAAGACCCUGGGAGAAAGUCAAAAAAGUGACUGUUGCCUUGCCAGUGGAAGGAGAAACUCUACAGUUCGGAAGCAGGACUCAGGUGAAGCCAUCCCUCUAAUGGUCGAGAGCUGCAUCCGCUUCAUCAGUCGCCAUGGCCUGCAGCAUGAGGGCAUCUUCAGAGUGUCGGGCUCUCAGGUGGAAGUCAAUGACAUCAAGAAUGCCUUUGAGAGAGGUGAGGACCCACUGGCAGGGGAUCAAAAUGACCACGACAUGGACUCUAUCGCUGGUGUCUUGAAGCUCUACUUUAGAGGGCUGGACCAUGCCCUCUUCCCUAAAGAAGUCUUCCAUGAUCUAAUUUCCUGUGUUUCGAUGGAGAGCCUCCAGGAGAGGGCUGUUCACAUCAAGAAAGUCCUGCAGUCCCUGCCAAGUAAAACCCUCAUCAUCAUGAGAUACCUGUUUGGCUUCCUCCACCACCUAUCAGAGUACAGCGAGGACAACAUGAUGGACCCCUACAAUCUGGCCAUCUGCUUUGGCCCCACCCUCAUGUCUGUACCUGAGGGCAACGACCAGGUGUCUUGCCAGGCUCAUGUGAAUGAACUCAUCAAAACCAUCAUCAUCCACCACGACAGCAUAUUUCCCGGGCUACCGGACCUGCAGGGCCCCAUAUACUCCAUCCCUGGAGCAGGAGACGACUUCUGCGACAGUCCUCACUGUGAGCCCCCCCUGGUGGAGGAGCCGGCGCCCGACACCGUGUCCGUCAGCCACAACAGUGAAGAUGGCUCCCUGGCUGUUUCAGAGUCCGAGCCGAUGGAAGCCGUCGCGCGGUUCGACUACACGGGCCGGACCAGUCGGGAGCUGUCGUUCAAAAAGGGCGCGUCCCUGCUGCUGUUCCAGCGAGCCUCCGAAGACUGGUGGGAAGGACGGCACAACGGGGUGGACGGACUGGUGCCACACCAGUACAUCGUGGUGCAAGACAUACCUGAUGUUGGACGGGGAAGUCCAAAGCCCGACCUGGACAGCAGGGACCUGCUGGAGGAGCGGGUGUCGACUAGAGGCAGCGUCGCCUCGCCCACAGGACCUCACGUGGCCGACAUCUAUCUGGCCAACCUUAAUAAGAUGAGGAAACGGCCCGACCCCGGCAACAUGCGGAGACCGUUUCGCUCAGAGAGCGACACUACGAGUCCAGGCACCAGCGGCGGUGGAGGAGGAGUGAGGACAGCUUCCCUCCCUGUCGGCGGGGCUCUGGUGAAAGACACGGGAGAAAAACGCCCCAUAAGUGCUCACAGCAUCCUCAACUCGGUCACUCGCCACUCCUCACUCAAGACGAAGGUGGAGAGCCCACAGUUACGGAAGUCGACUCCAGCGGGACGAUCCAAGAGUUUCAGCAACCACAGACCACUGGACCCCGAGGUCAUCGCCCAGGUGGAGCUCAGCUCACAGGACAUGCACGACUCCGCGCUGACUGAGCUCACUAAGUUGGAAAGACAAAGCACCUCCAAACAUACACACACCCCCGACGUGGUGCUGGACACGCUGGAGCAGCUGAAGGGCAUGAGCGGCGGUGGCGGUGGAGGGGGAGGGGGCGCUUCAGAGCCAUCCAGUCCGCUGCACUCCCGCCUGCUGCGGGACGGCGAGGGGGGCUCCUCGCACGCCCACCCCCUCCAGCGCAGCGCCUCCUCGGCCAGCGACGUGCCCUCCUCCUUCCGGCCCACCAAGAGCCAGCCGCGGAGCCCCCUGCCCUCCGCCACCUCCCCCUCUCUGUCCUCCUCUGCCCUGUCCUCCUCCGUGCCCUCCUUCAGAGAGCUGCGGCCCCCGGCCACCAGACCCAAGCCGGUGGUGUUCCCCAAAGGCGGAGGAGGGAGUGGCAGUCCAGCGAUGGGCUCCCCGACCUCCACCGUGCCCCCGACGCCCCCUCCUCCUCCCCCUGGAGGCCACACACACUCACUCCCUCAUACGCCUCCUCCCCCGCCCCCGCCGCAGUCUAACGACAAAUCAUGUCCAGCCUAAGACCUCUCAAUCUUUAACUGCAAAAAAGUAGUUUAACAAACUUUUAGUUUUAGUUUAGUUUUUUUUUUUUCACAGCUUUUCUGCCAGGUGCCAAAAGCUCUUUGUUUCACGCAGGAGCCCCGACUCUCUACUUGCAUGUAGCAUUCACGUUUGGUGUCCAGACAAAAGUCUUAAAAUGCCACUGUUCUCAAGUGUCAAAGAGGCUUCCCUCUCCUAGCAGCUCCACUUGAUCACAGGGCGCCUUUGGUGUGGGAGGAAAGACUUUUCAGAAGGAAACGUGGUUCUUUUUCCUGCCAGCACGGCGACUGCAGCGGCGGCUGGACGUUUGGACAAGGGAACCAGAUUCAGGGUGGACACCGACAGAUCUACGGCACCUGGAGCCUGCGUACUCUAGUUUGUGACAUGUGGAGUUGUGUUUGAGUGGGCGUGCAAGAGUGAUACUCGCCUUCACAAACAGAUCUACGUAAGAAAUGAAAAGCACUGUUUUAUUUUUUUUAUUUUUUUUUGUGUAGCCGACAUGGCAGGGUUUGUUUCGUUUUUUUUGUUUUUUUUUGAUAACCCUGACUAUUCAAUCGGAUGGGAGCAUUUGAUUUUCUAAGGAAAAACACUUUGUAGAAGUGAAACACACUGACUUGCUGCUUCAGUAAUAAAAGGAAGAAAACUGGGCCAAAUAUCAGUGUAAGUCAUGUGAUCUGGAGCUUAUACUUUAUAUCUUCCUCAAGUCUUUGAUUAUUUUUUUUUCUUUUUCUUUCUUUUUGUUGUUGUUGUUCAAUACUAGUACCACAACAGGAGCAUAACAUAAUAUGUACCUAACUUGGGCAACAGUUGUUCUAAAUCUAUAUAAAGCAAUAAAACAGUGAGAGCUGGCCGUGUGUGGCAUUAUGCUGCUUCUGUCCUGCAGCUUUGCUACGCGUGUAGGAGACCGGUGAAACCCAGCAUUUUUAUAUGUCAUGAUAAACUGCGCGCACACGUGCACAUUCUUUUUCAAAAUGUGUGUGUGGUGGUGUUUUGUGGCAGCUAAACGCCUUUCAGGUUUUCCUCGCAUGCUGGGGCCACACAGAGCAGUCACGACGGCGGCCUGGCUGAUCGCAUCACUUCGUGUCUGCAUUACCAGCUAUGAAACGACGUCAAACACACAUGUUGCUCCCUUUUAACUAUAUACUCCAUGAUUCACAGUAGAAAAAAAAAGGGUUUAAUUAUUCUAAUACCGUGUAUGUAUAUUUAAUAAUCAUGAUAAUAACUGGAAGCAUGUAGCUGAGGAUCCUCCUGAGUGUGUGUAGAUAAAAGCACAACCAACCACCUCAUAUAAUGUGUUCUUAAGCAAAGUUUUGUUUUAUUAUGUUAUUUCCAGUCAAUUCCCAUGUAAUGCCCACAGUCUGUUAUGGUUAAAAAAAAAAACAGAAAAACAAACGUUUGUAUCCGUCUGUAUGCAUGUGUGUGUGCAUGCAUGGAUAGAGAGUGUGUAUGCACCUCAUCACACCCCUGCCUGAGCAUCAAUUGGAGUCCACCUUAUGACAACUGUAUGGACACGCACGGGGAAAAAGACCCUUACACAUCCAGCAGCCGUAGUACUGAAAUCAAUAUGCACUGUGCACGUGUUAUUAGAUUUAAAUAAAGAGAAAAUAAAAGAAGAAAAACCCUGCAGGGACAUCAGAGAUUUUCCUCUUCGGUCAUUGUUUUGACAACACAAGUGGGAGACUAGCUUUUCAAGAUGAGAAAACUCAAACUUUAAGAACUUUUUUUUUUAGGUUUGACAAUGUUGCAUUUUAUUUGAAAAAGUAAAACUGGUCAUGAAUUAAGGCGUAUGUGAAGAAUUUUGCAAACACUUAUACUUAGAAGUGGACACUUGCCAUUUUGCCAUUUUUCUUUCUUUGUAUUUUACCUACGGUAUUUUGAAAAAGUACCCAACUCUCUUUCCAGCGGUGUCUGAUCUCGUCUGUGCCCUUCUCCCGGAUAUACAGCACACUCUGCAUUCCUGUAAUGAACUGUAAUUGUCAAGUUUCUUUUGUGCAUACCUGGUGUAUUCGUGUUGCUCUUUACCUCAUCGUGACAACUGGAGGGGACGGCGUGUGCUCGUGCGCGAUGCAGAAACACACGUACAGACAUGCAUGUGAGUGACUGGCGCGCUUUGUCCCGGCUGUGCUGUCUGAAGGAGCUGGGAACUUCUCCGAUCUCAAAUCAGCGACUGUGCACUUGAACAACUUGGCUUGCAUGUGGACUAACUGCGUGGGGAUGAUGUGUUGGAGUUGAAUAUUGUUGAAUAAGCAUUUUUGUGUCCAUUUGAAAACAGCGGAACUAAAAAAAAAAAAAUGGCUAUAAUGUCAAAUCUAUUUAUAGUUGUCUCUGUAUUACUGGAGAAUUAUGUGUUCAGAUGUACUUUGUAUAUACAAUGUUGUACAUUGCAGAGGUACACUUUUUUUGGUACAGUAUUGUACAGUAAUAGCAAUAGUAGUUUAAUCAAAUAGGCCUUAUAUAAUUCUGUGUAGUUCUUGUAGUGGAUCUGUUUUUUAAUAAACACGGCUUGCUAUAAAGACUCUUGAUCUGUUUAAGACAAUAAACACAAAGCAUUGCAGUUACUGUACAUGUGGCAUUAAGUUUAAGUAUGAAGUUUUAGUCACACAAACACAGAGAACCAUGUUCACUUGUACAUAUAGCUAAAAGUUAACAGUGUGGGAGGUCUCCGGAGAAGCUAUUGAAAGCUUAUC